This is a messenger RNA of Prunus dulcis (almond), 614 nucleotides long. RefSeq names its product transcription repressor OFP17. Gene Ontology annotation, biological process: negative regulation of DNA-templated transcription. The transcript has a single exon. The record is from RefSeq and is a predicted model, not a curated record. Lineage: Eukaryota; Viridiplantae; Streptophyta; Magnoliopsida; Rosales; Rosaceae. Bases 1 to 552 code for a protein of 183 amino acids.
AUGAGGUUGAAGGCACCAAUUGCCUUAAGAUCCAAGCUACUCAAACCAUGCAGAAACUUGUUACAAAUUUUCAGAUUCAAACUCAAAAAACCAUUCUUUAUAAGAGCCCUUCACUCUCGUCCUCAUUACACCAAAGUUGAAAAGGCUCAAAAGGCUCCGAAGAAGAAUCGGAUAACGGGGUUCCUGUCAGCUUUCCGUUCAACCCAGAAGCCGAAAGGGAUGGACAGACUAGCAGCGCUCAAGAGCUUCUCUGAAAAAGGGGGUGAUGGAAGGCAUUAUUCAUCACCCAUUACACCGGCUUAUUUGAAGGCUAUGGCUGGAGAACCGGUGGCUUCGGGUCAUGAAGAGGUGCAAGAUGCAUGCAGGAGUUUUGAGAACUAUUUGGUGGAGAUGAUUAUUGAUGAAGGGAAAGUGAGGGACUUAAUGGAUGUGGAAGAGCUUCUCUACUGCUGGAAAAACCUGAAAAGCCCUGUUUUCAUUGAUUUGGUUGGUAGAUUCUACGGAGAGCUGUGCAAGGACUUGUUUUCCACCAGCAGUGAUGAAAGUUCAUAGUGAUUCUUCAAUAUUCAAAUUCUUUCUUUUAAAGGCAUAAUUUUUUUGUAAUAUGGCAUGUA